Messenger RNA from Rhipicephalus microplus (southern cattle tick), 1347 nucleotides. RefSeq lists its product as uncharacterized. NCBI's taxonomy places the organism in Eukaryota, Metazoa, Arthropoda, Arachnida, Ixodida, Ixodidae. The record is from RefSeq and is a predicted model, not a curated record.
GUUCGCUUGCAAGUGACGACUCCAGCAGCAAACGCGUCAGAGAGGUCGUGUCCAUGUAAGCAUGGUUUACCCCCUGUCCCUCUCCGCCCCCUCAAAUUCAACGUAGAGAAGCGAGCGCGGAGGGAGAUACCAUUGCAUAUAGAAGGUGUGAUGCUUCCGCACUUUCUCGGCAUCUCUUUCCACACCCGCAAGCUUUCACUCCUCCGUCAGUACUCGUGAGUGCGCGCCAUUUUGAUAACUGCGCCGUUGAAAACGUGACUAUCUGCGCCGUUCGCAGAGUGCUGAAGCGUUUGAAUAGUAUUUGGCGUGCAUUUUCUUCACUCGCGCUGAGGACUUUGGAACGUCAAUUUUGUGCGCUGCGUCAUCCGAGAUGCCGCCGAUCCGUUGUCUGCUGACUGUACCGCACAUUCAGAUAAAGCGGACGUACCACUUGGAAGAAGGUUCCGUGGUCGCCCUCAAACAUGCGAUUGCCACAUGUCCUGUCCUUGGGUCGCAAGUUCAACUGUCUUGCAGCAAAUUUCAGGUAAUGGAUCCUCUGUUCAAUGAACUUGUCGACCUCGCUACUGAAGACAGCAUACCCGAUAUGUCGAAAAUCGUUCUUAUGGCACAGCAAGAAAGUAGCGGGAAUGAAGCGCCGUCAUGUUCAUCGUCACAGGACGACAUGCCAGCAACGCCAUGUGUAUCUUAUAAUGGGGCCGUCCUUGAAGAUGCAGAGUUUUUCUGGCUGAUGGUAGACCAGACAAAGUGUUUUCAAGUGACUAAUGCAGAGGAAGGACUUGUCGCAAUUAUGUGUGCAAACUGGUUGUUCAAUGUUCAAUAUGCUUGUAAAGCGUUCAACACCCUUGUCGUCCUCGAAAGAUUUUUCUUGAGCUCGAAAAGACAACACCAAGAUCUGUUGUUGCGAAGUUCUUAAACAUUGUCGUAAAAUCCACAUAGUCAUAUGAUAAUGCCAUAUGGUAAUGUUCUUGCACAUUUGCCUUACUGCAUAUUUUUUAUGUUUGAUUGUAUUAGUGAUUGAAAAUUUAUUGAUUAUUAUUGCCGUUUUUAGUGCCGCAUUAAUUUAUUUUGCAUUUGCUUCACAAGUCGUGCAUGUUUCUCCUUUUGCAUAGCCGGGCACACAUGCUGUCAAAUAACCCAUGGUCAUUGAACUUUUUAGUUAUUACCAUAUUACAUUCCUGCAAGACAGAACUAUUGUGCAAUAGUUUUUGCUGCUUGUUUGCUAAUCUAAAUAACAUUACACUGCCUUGGUUAUGGUCAGAUUAGAUUAUGUGGGCCAUUAUGAUAUAAUGCACAUUGCAAGAAGCAUGUGUAAAAUUUUGCAAUAAAUGUAAAUAAUUUAGAGAAAAA